Messenger RNA from Tremella mesenterica DSM 1558, 1269 nucleotides. RefSeq lists its product as uncharacterized. The record is from RefSeq and is a predicted model, not a curated record. Bases 87 to 1121 code for a protein of 344 amino acids. NCBI's taxonomy places the organism in Eukaryota, Fungi, Basidiomycota, Tremellomycetes, Tremellales, Tremellaceae. The transcript is spliced from 6 exons.
CGAGAUUCACUACUCACAUAUUUAUAAGCCUUCCAGCAGAGCUUAGUCUUCAUAACUUGACACUUCACCAUCAUAGAAUUGGAAAAAUGACAUCCGUCAGUACUAGCACCGACUUCCCUGAACAACAUGUCGUGAAGCCCUCAGGAUGUGGGGAGGAGGGUUCGGUUGCUCCUCCCCAAGAGGAAGGAGACGAGUGGGCCGAAUGGAGUUCAACCUCGGUUGACUCGCUUUCUUCUGAUUCAAGCAUGCUUCCAUAUCUUUGGGAAGGGGUUGAAAAUCCUGAGGCACAAUUGGAGAUGGAAAAGGAACGAUUGCUUGACUUGACUCUGAACAAUCUCCAGGCGUCAUUGCUCGCUGGUCUCCAGCAAUCAGAGCAGCAACAGACAACUCUGAUUCCCGUAUCAUUGGAAAAAAGUUGGAGUGAUAACCGUCCGGCCUUGUCAUCAUGUCUAGAGUCGAUUAUACAAUCCUGCACAACAAAAACCAACAUCAAUAAGAAGCCUUUACCAGAAGGUCUAGGUCAUAUGAGGUGGCCUGCUGAACGUGACUCCGAAUGGAAUGAAGCUCCAUUUCAGGGCACGGUGGAAGGUCUGUGGGGUGGAAGAAAGGAUAUCACUGUUCAAGUGACUCAACAUGGCAAGGUCACUGAACUUGCAAAUAAAAUCGCGACUGUUGCUCAAAAUUACCUGAACACAAACGACAUGGAGGACAACUAUGGGGAAACAAUCUUUGACUUUGAGACUGUCCUUCAAGAUUACCUUAAAAACAAUGUCAAGGAGGAGGAUGAUAUGAAGAAGAUCUUAGACUCCACGUCUGUCCUUCAAGAAUCCCUGGAUGCGAGCCGCGUGACAGACAAGAGACCGGGCAAUUGGAACAAGAUCUUAGACGAAGCGACGUUUAGCGCAUCUCAAACGUGUGGCGUUCCCUGGGAAGAAAUCUCACUUGUGACCGGACCUCACCGUCCUUUGCCCAAGAACGAGACAGAUGUGAUGGAAGAGGAACCGGUUGAUCAGUCUGAGCCUCCUCCGCCGUAUCAGCAGGUCGAACCAGGGUAUACUUUAAACAGCCAGUUUUCUGGGUGGAAUUCGACUGAAACAGGCGGUGUAAGUGACGCUAAGUGACGGAUAGCCGUAAGAGUCAGUCAUCGUACUUGGUGGUCCAACUAGAUAUGAGUCGUGAGGCCGAGGAAUGGAAUGAUAUGCAGGAAUGAAAUGAGAGCAUUGAAAAUAUCCGAGAUUGACAUUAGUUUGUAUGUCAUGACGUGUGCCU